Molecule: messenger RNA, 9864 nt
Organism: Mirounga angustirostris (Northern elephant seal)
Lineage: Eukaryota; Metazoa; Chordata; Mammalia; Carnivora; Phocidae
Gene: ARHGAP28
Product: Rho GTPase activating protein 28
Exons: 20
Coding region: 836-3001 (721 amino acids)
Biological process (GO): regulation of actin filament polymerization; signal transduction; negative regulation of stress fiber assembly
Cellular component (GO): cytoplasm
Molecular function (GO): GTPase activator activity
Source: RefSeq, a predicted model, not a curated record
CCACUUAAUAGAAGUAGAGCAAGAAAAUACAGAUAUCAAAUAAUUCGGUAUUUCUGAAAAAGGCACUUUAUAAAGGCUUAUGUUGUUCUGUGUUUAUGGGUUCAUACAUAGUCUCAUUGGAUAAGACAAGUACCCUGAUAAUAAGAUAAAAACCUCUGUGAUAUGGCAGUUACCUACAAAGAUGAAAUCCACUGUUGAACUACUACAGUCUGGAUUGUUGCCACUAAAGGAAGCUUUCUCAUUUGCAUAAAGACAAAUGCUGAUGUAUAAAAAAUAGUGGAAUGGUGACUGGUUUUACCUUGAUGUUCAGCAGGAUCAAUAACAUUAGUCUCUCAGUAAUUUUCUUCUUAAAAUACCAUCGUGUGAAUGGGCAUUUAUGGACUUAAUCCAUUUUGUUUUACUAUUUGUUGAAAGUUCUAUGAAAUGAAGUAUUUUUUUUAUUUUGCAGGGACCCCAUCAUUCACACUGCAUGCUAUGUGUAUUGAGGAGUGGUUAAUGGGGAGUCAGUUAAGUGUGCUCUAACUGUUGGCCAGGAUCUGAAUCUCAACAUGGCUUUAUAUUUUCCUCUGCUUUUUGAGUAUGCAGAAACUUUCCUGACUGAGUGUGGAGGAUAAAGAUUUAUUUAUUUAUUUGAGAACGAGAGAGAGAGAGAGAGAGCGUGCGAGCAGGGGGAGGGUCAGAAGGAGAGAAGCAGACUCCCCGCUGAGUGUGGCACCCCACCCAGGACUCUAUCCCAGGACCCUGCGAUCAUGACCUGAGCCAAAAUCAAGAGUCAGAGGCUCAGCCGACUGAACUAUCCAGAAAAUCUAUUCCUCGCUGCCGAAGAAUUAACAGGAUGCUCUCCAAUGAAUCUCUACAUUCUUCUGCAUUUAGCCGCUCCCACUCACAAGCCUCCAUAGACAGCACCUCCAUGGAGGAUUUCUUGCGGGAAAUAGAAAGCAUUAAAGAGAACAGCAUAGGCAGCAUGGGAGGACAGGAAGAGCAGAUACCAGCUGAGGUCAAACCUGUGGAUGAAGGAGAACUUGAAGCAGAGUGGUUGCAAGACGUGGGUUUAUCAACCCUGAUCUCGGGUGAUGAAGAGGAGGAUGGCAAAGCCUUGCUCUCUACGCUGACUCGAACCCAAGCAGCUGCAGUGAAAAAGAGAUAUAAUACUUACACUCAAACCAUGAGAAAAAAGAACAAGCAAUCUGUUCGGGAUGUCAGAGACAUCUUUGGAGUCAGCGAAUCUCCUCCAGAUGAUUUUUAUUGUAUCCCAGCUCCUCUUUUGGAUGUGACCCUGGAUGAAGAAGGGAUAUCAGCCAUUCCUUGCAGAAAUGGUCAACUGCCAGGUGAUACCUGUGAUAACCAUACUGCUCAGUUGGAUGGAACCCAGGAGGAAAAAGAGCUGCCAGGAGUUAUCAAAACAAGUGGUUCCUUGCCAGAUGAUGCUUCUCUCAACAGUACCACCCUGUCAGAUGGGUCGCAAGAUGAAGAAGGGAGUUUUGCAGUUCCUAGCAGUGGCUCUGUGUCUAUACUUGAGACUAUUCCAGCUCUACCAGUUCAUUCCAACGGAUCUCCAGACCCUGGACAGUCAGUUCAGAAUGCAAUGAGUGAUGACGAUUAUCUGAGAAAAAACAUUCCACCAGAAACUGAAGAGCUGUCCUUUGAAGUAUCUUAUUCAGAAAUGGUUACAGAGGCUCCAAAAAGAAGUAAAUUUAAGAAGUCAGAUUUUAAGAAAGAGGACUAUGCUUUAACUAAAUUUAUUGUCCAGAAAACCAGAUUUGGCCUAACUGAAGCUGGAGAUCUGUCUGCUGAAGACAUGAAGAAAAUCCGCCAUCUCUCUCUCAUUGAACUGACUGCCUUUUUUGAUGCCUUUGGAAUCCAGUUGAAAAGAAACAAAACUGAGAAAGUAAAAGGACGAGACAAUGGUAUUUUUGGCGUUCCACUUACAGUCCUAUUGGACAAUGACCGAAAGAAAGACCCUGGAGUGAAGGUCCCCCUGGUGUUACAAAAAUUUUUUGAGAAAGUUGAGGAAUCGGGCCUGGAAUCUGAAGGAAUUUUUCGACUUUCAGGGUGCACUGCCAAAGUCAAGCAAUACCGUGAAGAACUGGAUGCCAAGUUUAAUGCUGAUAAAUUUAAAUGGGACAGAAUGUGCCAUAGAGAAGCUGCAGUAAUGUUGAAGGCAUUUUUCAGAGAACUACCCACCUCUCUCUUCCCUGUGGAAUAUAUACCUGCCUUCAUCACUCUCAUGGAAAGAGGGCCUCACAUCAAAGUACAGUUUCAAGCUUUACAUCUCAUGGUCAUGGCACUGCCUGAUGCCAACAGGGACACAGCUCAGGCCCUCAUGACAUUCUUCAGUAAAGUGAUUGCCAAUGAAUCAAAAAACCGAAUGAGUAUAUGGAACAUUUCUACUAUAAUGGCACCAAACCUUUUCUUCAGUCGAAGCAAACAUUCUGAUUAUGAAGAAUUACAGUUAGCAAACACUGCAGCCCACAUCAUUCGCCUAAUGCUUAAAUACCAGAAAAUUCUGUGGAAGGUUCCGUCUUUCUUAAUCACGCAAGUCAGAAGAAUGAACGAGGCUACCAUGUUGUUAAAGAAGCAGCUCCCAAGUGUCAAAAAGCUGCUGAGGAGGAAGACCAUAGAACGAGAGGUUAUAAGCCCCAAGACUUCAAAGGUACUGCAAAAAUCACCCUCUUCGAGAAGAAUGUCUGACGUGCCGGAAGGAGUCAUAAGGGUCCAUGCUCCACUUCUCUCUAAGGUGUCCAUGGCCAUUCAGCUCACUAGUCACACCAAGGCCAAAGACAUACUGGCAAAAUUUCAAUAUGAGAACAGUCAUGGUUCAUCAGAAUGCAUUAAGAUUCAGAAUCAACGGUUAUAUGAAAUUGGAGGAAAUAUAGAAACAUUCUCUGAUUUUCUCUUUCCUUUAGGGCAGCAUUGCUUGGAUCCAGAUGCUUAUAUAUUGGAUGUAUAUCAUGUAAAUCCUCAAGCAGAGUGGGUGAUUAAACCCCAACCAAGUUUUUGAAAUAACCCCCAAGAUGGCAGCUAUCAUGUAUUAUAUGCCAAGAAGAUUCUACAUUUGGUAGGGAAAAUAACAAGACUGUUUUUGACAUGUUUAUUCCAAUAACCCUCUUGGUGUUUCUCAGCAUUGUCAACAUGAACUGUGGAGGAGGACCUGGUUGACUGAGCUGAGGCAUUCUCCUAUGGUUCCUUGAUAAUGGUGAAGGAAAGAUGCUGUGAUUGUUCCAGAAGAAAGGCCAAUCUAGCAUAUGGAACUCUAAUCAUUUCUAGUACUUUGACUUCACAGCAGAAAUGAACUUCGUCUUAUACCUAAAGAUAAAAAAACACUCCUUUUUGUAGCAGAUGCUACCAAACACAAGAGGUGGAAGAGAGUCUUUUUUAUACUUAUAUACAUACGUUGACCUUUCUGAACAAUGCCAGAAAUAUCAAUAAUUUCUGCUCUGCAAAAUAAUUCAGAUCUGCUUUUCAAAGGGAAUCAGUUUCUGAAGUUACACAUACAAUGUUGAUGCUCUGACUUGCUCCCAAAUUGGAGGAGGAUGAACUUCUGUUGAAAGAACACUGUAUUGUUAAGUAUGUCGUACUGUAUUAUGACUGUCCGCGUCUGGUGCAAGUGAACAUUUUUCUAUUGUAGAUUAUUGAAAAUUGAUAUUUAUAAAGCUUAUUCUCUUAUGAGCACAGGUUCCAUAGCAAAGGUUAGGUUGACAGAGGGUGUUCUUACGCUUUCAUAACCUUUUGUGUAGUUAAUAGUCAACAGAACCUCUAUCUUUUCAUCAUGAUUAUGGUGCUCAAUGAAAAGCUUUCUCUGUGCCAGGCACAGAUUUCUUUUCCUGAUCAAACAUAUCAUUUUUUAAUAUUUUACAACUAUAGAUAGUCACUUCUGUAGCCCCAAUUUAAAAAUAUAGAAUUGUCUUUAUCCAGCUGCUCUUCAUCCAAAAGUACUGAAAAAUACUGUUAUGUCCAGAUUUUAUAUGCUGUAAAAGCAAAUUAUUUCUGUUCAUCAAUCAUAGACAUGGCCAAGCACUAUGGAUUAGCCUCAGGCUUUAAAAUCAGAUGCAUAUUUGGUAAGCUGGAAACUAUCUUGCUAUGAAGAUCCUGCAGAGCCAUUUUCCAGACCUGCAGUUGGUGAGAACACACUGUUCUCCACAAUGUAAUGGAGAGCAAAUCUGCCAUGUGCUGAGGGGUCAGAUAGCUCUACCUUUUAUCUUGAGAUUGCAGAUACAGUUCUAGGGUUAACUAGAAAUGGGGACAGAAGUCUCAUUUAUCCUACAUGUGUGCUUUGGAUUAGAAUCCACAGACUGAUAUUUCACUGAAUUUAUAAUAAUUUUAAUGAGAUUUAAUGUCCAAAUGACUCUUGCAGUUUGAACAAUAAAGUUACAAAUACAGAAAACAUUUUACCAAAGCAUUGGUAAAAUGUUUUUACCAGAUGUUUUUACUGAUGUUUCUACUUACCAAUUCUCAAAACAUGAUGUGAUAAUUUAAGCCCACAUAUAGAAGAAAUCUUUUUUUUUCUUUUUUUUCAAGUAGGCUCCACACCCAGCAUGGAGCCCAACGCAGGACUUGAACUCAUGACCCUGAGAUCAAGACCUGAGCCAAAAUCAAGAGUCGGAUACUUAACCAACUGAGCCACCUAGGUACCCCUAAAAGAAAUCUUUUAUAUGCAGCAUUAUUAUACCUAGAUAUCUCUAAAAACAUUAUUUAUAUUCAACAUGUAGAUAAUUAUGUUUCUAGCCAUUAGGAUUUUGUUACAUUUUUUAUAAAAAACUCAAAUAUCCAUUCAUUUUAUUUGUUUGAGAAUUUUUAUUUCUUGUGCCUGAAAACCCAUUAGAAGAUAAACAUGUAUCCUGUAGGUUUUUAUUUAUUCCUACAUUUCAUCAGUUUUCAAUGUUUGGUUAAUUGAUGGCAUGUGAGUUUACAUUAUGCAUUUCAAGAGUCUGAAAAAAUGCUUUUAUUGUUUUUGAAAUUCAGACAACAGGAGGAAACAUUUUACUUUAUGCAGUUGCUAACUUCCAGGGCAUAAGAUGGCAGUAAUUUAUACUCACCCAUGGAAGAAAUUCUUCAAAUUAGCUAUCUUAUAUUUCUCUGUAUUACAUGAAAACGGGGACUGAUUUUUCUCAUUGUGUUUCCUAUAGUUUCAAAUAGUUAAAUUCUGUUGUAGAAGAUUUUUUUUAUAGAAGAUUUACAGAUCUAAUUUUUUAUUUGAGAAUUUUCCCAUCUUUGGACUGAAAACACAUUAGAACCUAUACAUAAGUUCUAAAGGUUUUAAGAUCUACUCCACUUGUCAUUAGUUUUAAAUAAGUGGCUGACAGAUGACAGGUAAACAACUGUUUCUGAAUUUCUUACUCACUUCUGUGUGGUGUCAGAUGUCGAAGACUUAGCUGACUCAAUAGCUUUAAAUUAAUCACUUGAAUGUAUUUAAGUAUGUGUGACAACUUUCAAAUAACUGUAAUAUGGAAGGCCAUGUCAAUACCAAUAUCUUUGGAUAUAACUUUUAUUCUUUGUCACAGGAUUAACUAAGUGAUUAGAGGAGAAUUUCAGUAGACACACAGACUAAUUUUUGUAUGAGUAGAGGUUCUUUUUACUAAUUUUAUUCUUAAAGAACAAACAAACCCCUACAAUUACAAUUCAAAAAUGUCUGUCAAAUAAUUAUUGAAACUAUCUUUGCUUUAUCAAAAGUUAUUUUAAAAUAGUUACAGUAGUCUGUCAAAUGAGUUGUAUAUUUGCAAACAAAAGAAGAGUCAGAUCCUGGGCUUUCUAGAUUCAGUUCUUACUUGUUUCCCACCCACCUCCUCCCAAGUGCUCUUGGUGUACAGUCAGGAAAAUAAUAUCCAGGAAGGUAUUAGAGAAAGUUAACAUUUUAGUGACACUUAUUCAGAAAAAACCCUAGGGCUGGCUCAUUGUUUUCUCCAUUUUGCAAAAGAGGAUCCCUUUGUUAAGCAGCUAAUUGGGGGAUAUGAUUCUUAAAGCCAGUGAUCUUCAAAUAAACUGGAAUAUUAAUUUCAUUACAAUGUGUACACAGUAUAAACUACCUCACUUGCCUUUCUUAGGAAAAAAAUUAAUGGACUUCAACAGUUUUUGUUACAGACUGUCCCUGAGUCAUCUUAUUUAAGUCACGUCAGCUAGCUUUCAGUGUACGUUUAAUAAUAUACACUUAAUGAUGUAAAAUAUUUUUAGUGCAAGCUUUAAAGCCAAAAAUACUCUUUAACUGUGACCUGUGGUAUACUCUGAGAGAAUUCAUGUCCCUUAGUCACUGUCUUGUGUGUUUCACCAUGUUGCAAUGCAGGUUUUCAGGUGUGGGAAUUAAUAGUCAUCUCUUCUUUCAGGCAUUUUUCAACUGCUUUCACCAUAUUGCACUUUACUGAAAAGUAACAUGAGAUUAAAAUGUCCCUUCUUUCUUUCAAGCAUAUUUCAACUGUUUUUCACAAAUGUUUUACAUGCCUGAAAAGAAUAUAUAUUAUGGGAUUAAAUAGUUCCUAGUUUCUGACAGGCAUUUUCAGCUGUUUUCCAUAAAUAUGUCAUUUAAUAAAAAAUAAUAUGACAUGGAUUAAAAUGUUUCUUUCAAACAUUUUGAAUAGUUUUACACAUACACAUACCUUAAUUUAAAAACAUCUUUUCUUUCAUUUUCCAACUAUUUUCUGAAACAAUGUGAUCUGAUUAGAAAUUGAAUGUCACAAGAAAUGCCAAUGUUUUAUGUUGUCUCCCAUCUCAAAAGUUAAUAUUCUUUAGUCCCAGCUUUCAUUGUUAAGUAUAAUAUGUAUGUUGCAUUUUAUCCAUAAAAAUAAAGAGAAAACAAACUAAAAGCCUUGUCACAAGAAUUCUUAUAAUAAUCCAGCUUGUCUAAGGGCAGCAUGAUGCUAGUGAGAGAAUGAGAGCUUUAAAGUCGGAAGGUAUGUGUCUGAGCCCACUCUCUGUCUCUGACCUGCCAGGUGGUGGUCUUAUACAAAAGCCACAUGGCACGAUAGUAAUGGACGGUUGUAAGUAGGGGAUAGAUCGAAUUAACAACAACAAUUUCCUAAAUUGGUUUGAGUUGAUGUUUGGGACAGGUUUUUAAUAUGUGUCUUUUUUUAAAAAAAAAAAAACUUUCUUAAUAGAUACAGAAAAAACAUUUGACAAAAAUCAAUAUCAGUUCAUAAUCUUUUUUAAAAAUUCAACAUUUUACUGUAUAUCUUGUACAAAAGGCAAGAAAGAAAAGGCAUAAAUAUUAGAAAAGAAAUAAAAUGGUCUCUGUAAAUGAUAAUGAGUAUGUGGGAAAGACUAGAGUAUCUUCAGCUAUUAGAACUAGUAAGAUAAUAUACCAAGAUCAUGGCAUACAAGAUGAUUAUAUAAAAUUUAAUUGUAUUUUUUGUAUUAGCAGCAAACAAUUGGAAAAUAAAUGUUUUAACUUCCAUUUCCUAUAGCAUCAAAAAACAUAAAAUACUUAUGAAAACAUUUAUCAAAAUAUAUGUAAAACAUGUAUACUAAAAACUAAAAACUAUUUUUGGUAGAAAUUAGGGAUUUCAAGCCUUACUAUAAAGCUACAGCUUUUGAGACAAGAUGAUACAGAGUGCUUAUCCAAAGAGACCAUUAGGAAGUAAAAUAAGCAAACCACAGAUUAGGAAAUAUAUGUAAAGCAUAUAUUUGACAAAAGACUGACAUUCAGGAUAUAUAAAGAAUUCACUAGUGACAAGACAAGCACAUUUUUGAAAUGGGCAUAAGACUUGGAUACUUUGAAAGAAGAGAACACAAAUGGCCAAUAAGCACAUAUAAACAUGUUCAACAUCAUGUGCUAUUAGGGAAAUGCAAAAUAAACCACAAGGUGAUAUCACUACAUACCAACCGGAACAAUUAACAUUGAAAAGACUGACCAUUCUGAGUGUGGAAGAAUCAGAACUCAUAAUUUUUUUUUCAUUUUUUAAAAUUAUUAUGUUAAUCACCAUACAUUACAUCAUUAGUUUUUGAUGUAGUGUUCCAUGAUUCAUUGUUUGCAUAUAACACCCAGUGCUCCAUGCAGUAUGUGCCCUCUUCAAUACCCAUCACCAGGCUAACCCAUCCCCCCACCCACCUCCCCUCUAGAACCCUCAGUUUGUUUCUCAGAGUCCAUAGUCUCUCAUGGUUCAUCUCAGAACUCAUAAUUGCUGAUAUAAAAUGGUACAGCCAUUUUGGAAAAGGGUCCAGCAGUUUCUAAUCAGACUAAUCAUACAACUACCAGCUGCUGAGUACAGAUAAGAGCAUAAAUGAAUCUCAGAAACAUUACACUGAGUGAAAGAAGCUAGACACAAAAGACUACAUACUGUACAAUUCCUUUUACAUGAAAUGCUAGGACAGGCAGAGCUAAACAAUGAUGGGGGAGAAAACCCAGAAUGAUGGUUGCCUCUGUGGGGGUGGGUAUGGAGACUGGGUGGAAGGGGCAUGGGGCCUUCCUGGGAAAUUGAAACAUUCUAUAUGUGCCAUCCCAUGCCAGGACCCCUGACUACAUAGGCCUGUUGAGCACUUGAUACGUGACUAGUCUGAGCUGAGAUGUGUUCCAAGUGUAAAAUACACACCAGAUUUUGAAGACUUGGUAGGAAAGAAUGUAAAACAUCUCAUUAGUAAUAUUUUACUAUUACAUGUUUGAUUCUAGUAUUUUAGAUAUUUAACUUAAAGUGAUAAAUUAUAAAUUUCAGCAGUUUUUUUUACUUAAUGUAGCUACUAGAAAAUUCUAAGUUACAUAUGUGGCUUACAUUAUAUUUCUGUGGAACAGUAUUUUAUAUUUUGAUAAGUGUUUGGGUUAUAAAGAUGUAUUUGUGAAAACUUAGUGAAUGCUUAAGAUUUCUGCAUUUCAUUGUAUAGUAAAAGUUAAAACAAAAUAAUUCACAAAUCACAAAUAUUGAACUUUAGAUAAUGAUAUGCAUAUUGGAGUAUUUCGGGUGAAGUGUAUUGGUGUCUGUAACUUAUUUUGAAAUGUAUAAAAAUAAGACAGAUUGAUGAAUGAAUAGAAGGAUAGAGGGAUAGAUAUACACCAGUCCAAGUAUAGCAAAAUAUUUAUGAUAUAAAUGAUAUAAAUGAUGGCCAUAGCAGUAUUCAAUGUAAUAUUCUCUAUGCUUGAAAUUUUCCAUAGAAUUGUGAAAAAAAUUUUUAAAUGUUUUUCUUUUUAAAAACAUUUUUAAGAUUUAAUUUAUUUUAGAGAGCAUGUGUGCACAUGAGUGGGGGAAGGGGCAGAGAGAGAAGGAAAGAGAGAGAAUCCUGAAGCAGACUCCCCACUGAGCAGGGAGCCCAAUGUGGGGCUCAGUCCCAGGGUCCUGGGAUCAUGACCUGAGCUGAAAUCAAGAGCCGGCUGCUUAACUGACUGAGCCACCCAGGUGCUUCUGAAAAAAGAAUUCUUAACAUAAAAACAUAAAAGCAGAUUAAAGAGAAUCAGGAGUUUGGGCAAUGCUGGGGUUCCCCUUAGAUGUUUCUUUUUAUCUUCCCCACAGUAAAUUCCACUUUCUCCAGAUAUCUUCAGACAGAAGUUGAGUGGGGGUAAGAAGCAAAGAGAAUGGAGAGGUAUGCUUGUGAAAUUUUACCUGAGCUAUGUCAACUAGCAAGCAUGUGUGUAUUCUUACAGUUUGUUUAUGAGUUCUAACUAACAGUAAUUCAUUCUGAGUGUUUGCUUUGCAGCCUCUCCACAUUCUUCCUCACUGCGAACCAUUGUUGGAGUGUAGCUUGUGUCCUUAGAUGACAGGGGCUUCUCUCCCAUCAGUGACCCCCCCCUCACUACAUCUCACUCCCUCCAACCCAAUGACAUAACAAUCUGGACAUGUAAGUACCAAAAUCAGUAAGAAUAUAUCCAUCACUAAUGAUCAGUGAAUACACCAAUCUAAUAAUCUAUUGCCCAGCAGGGUUGUGGAAGCUAUUUUCUAGUUUCAUAAAUCU